AUGUGUCAUGUCUACCAAAAACCCAAGGUCAACAACAACAUUCUUCUCAGUCCAAUAUAUGCAUUGGUGACAAACUUCCGGUGUCCUGGAUACUCGGUUGGGAUUAGUUGUAGCCUUCUUUUGGCAGACAUUUUGGUGAAGGAUAACUUCCUCAAUAAUUGGGCAAAAAUGCACAACAAUAUACUUUCCAAUAAUAAUGAAUCUACAAAACCUGUAUUUUACCUUCCUAAUCUUAAAAGAAAUGGUUCUUCCCCUGCCAAGAUAAUUGGCCAUAGUCCAAGAAAUGAUUGUGGCCAAACCAUGCAUUUCAAGGUCACUACUGAAAAUGAAAUUUUGAAUGGUGAAUUCUUUAAGUCACUUGCAUUGCUUUGCAUUGAGGAGACUGAGAGCAAACUUGGUAGCAAAAUGGCUUCAGAGUUUUCUUUGUUUGUGAAAGAAAAUUUAGAGGUCAUUAAGAUGGAAAAGUAUUUUAGACAUGGACAUGUUAAUCCACAAUUGGGUCUCAAGACUCAAGUCACUUGUGCAGGUUGGGAUGAAUAUUUAUGGGCCAACGAGGUAGCGUUUCGUGAUGUGAAUAGGCCAAUGCAUGUUUCGUUUUGGAUUGGGUCAAUUUUUGAUGGUCUUGUCAUUGCAAUUCCGCCUCUUAAUCAGGCUACUCUUGGAGUGAACAUUUUAGUCACAAUUCCUAAUGAGAACAAAUUCUGGGACGAACUGGACAGUUUGAAUUUCUUUUUAAAUUUUUUUUCUAUAUGUGAUUCUAGGAAAGGGGAAGAAUAUGUUUAG
Quercus robur (English oak) is the source of this 783-nucleotide messenger RNA. RefSeq lists its product as uncharacterized. NCBI's taxonomy places the organism in Eukaryota, Viridiplantae, Streptophyta, Magnoliopsida, Fagales, Fagaceae. Bases 1 to 783 code for a protein of 260 amino acids. The transcript has 2 exons. The record is from RefSeq and is a predicted model, not a curated record.